Messenger RNA from Staurois parvus, 1129 nucleotides. The record is from the annotation of a GenBank genome assembly. Lineage: Eukaryota; Metazoa; Chordata; Amphibia; Anura; Ranidae.
AUGGACACUCUCACAGAAGCCCUUGCUGGAAGCUUCUCGGUUUCUUCACAACUUAACAGUCCAUCUGCUCCCCACCCACGACUGGCACAGUACAAGAGCAAAUACAGCUCUCUAGAACAGAGUGAACGCCGGAGGAAACUGCUGGAACUACAAAAAGCGAAACGGUUAGACUAUGUAAACCAUGCCCGUCGACUGGCAGAAGGGGACUGGACAAAGAAAGAGGAAGAGAAGAUAGAUGACAAGCAAGAAAAAGAAGAUGAAGUGGGGGGCGAAGAGGAGAUGGAUGUGGAUGCUGGCAAGAAGUUGCCAAGGCAUUAUGCUAACCAGCUAAUGCUGUCUGAGUGGUUGAUAGAAGUCCCUCCAGACCUGGCUGAUCUGUGGCUCCUUGUAGUGUGCCCCACUGGAAAGCGUUCCUUAAUUGUGGCAUCUAAGGGCUCCACUGCAGCUUAUACUAAGAGCGGAUAUUGUGUAAACCGGUUUCCUUCACUCUUACCUGGUGGAAACAGACACAAUUCCAGUGGCAAAGAUUACACCAUUUUGGACUGCAUAUACAACGAGGCAUCUCGGACUUAUUAUGUGUUAGAUGUCAUGUGUUGGAGGGGGGCAUCCAGUUUAUGAUUGCCAGACUGAUUUUCGCUUUUAUUGGCUUCAGUCAAAACUUCUGGAACAAGAUGGACUUGGCGAUAUUUCCAAACUGAACCCAUUCAAGUUUAUUGGAUUGCAAAACUUCCCAUGCGGCCUGGAUUCCAUACAGAAUGUUCUAAUUCAAACAUUUCCCUACUCGGUGGAUGGACUUCUUUUCUACCACAAGCACACCCACUACACUCCGGGAAGCACUCCACUGGUAGGGUGGCUGCGGCCAUAUAUGGCUCCUGACAUACUGGGCUUCACUCCCCAACCAGGACCCCUUACAGAGAAGCCAGCAUAUGCAAUGGAGCAAAUGAGGCAGAUCCUAGAACACAAGAAAGAAGGGAAGGGAACAGCAGAAGGUGGACGAUAUGAACUAGAACACCUCUCCACGCUCCCUUCAGCUCCAUCAGUAUUAAGUGAAGGGCAAGAAGGAGAGAAUGGAUCAAAGACUUGUGUCAACCAAAACUCCUUCAGUUCCACUGGAAUGGAUUCGUCUUGA